Fragaria vesca subsp. vesca is the source of this 3025-nucleotide messenger RNA. RefSeq names its product pentatricopeptide repeat-containing protein At1g74750-like. The record is from RefSeq and is a predicted model, not a curated record. The transcript is spliced from 2 exons. Gene Ontology annotation, molecular function: protein binding. NCBI's taxonomy places the organism in Eukaryota, Viridiplantae, Streptophyta, Magnoliopsida, Rosales, Rosaceae. The coding region runs from base 165 to 2804 and encodes 879 amino acids.
CAAGGCCAUCAGCCUCCCUUUUCUCCCUACUUGCUUGGAAACCCCAUAAGAGCUCUCUUUCACGGCAGAGAGAGCAGCGCCGCCACCGACGCCGUCGACGCCGCUCUUCUCUCUACUCUUCUCUCCUCCCUAGACAGACCCGGAAGGCCAUUUUGGGUACUACCAUGGCACAAAAUUUGUUGCGAGCAAAGCAUUUAAGUAACCUCUCGAGUAGUGCUAGAUCCUUUUUUAUUAGCGGGUCACGAUGUAGUGCAACAGAGGGAAAUUCAUGCACUUGCUCUGAAGAUGAAAACUGUGGCCCACAACGGCAGCAAGCAAUAAAUAGAGGUCUUCUUGCCCAAAAUCCAUCAAGCUCCGUAUCUAAACCUGCUGCAGGGGCAGGAAUCUUAAUUUCGCAAGAUGCAGUGAAAGUGGCAGAUUCUGGUAAAUCCAAGAGUGUUGACCAGAGAACUUCUAUAAAACAGGUGGCAACUGCCCCAACACCUUUUGUGAGAGCAGAUACUGUAAGUUAUGCUACCAACGUUGAUGCCAUUCAGAAGGAUAUAAGCUCUUCACCUCCUACUACAGAGCAAUUUGUUAAGGCUGGCGUCGCCGCUGUCAAUUUUUUGUCAGAUAUAGUUAGUUAUAAGAUUCCCUUGUCUGAUGGGAUGGGAAUGCUUACUUUGCCGAAAAACACUAUGGUUCGUCCCACCGUGGGAGUGUCCAGUGUCAAGUCAUCAAAUGUGAAGCAGAUAAACAGAGAGAAUUUCAUUAGUGUUCAUCCAAAACCAUCUACUGAGACAGCAGCGGCUUCAGAGCGUACAAGUAAUCAUCAGGGGUCAAAGGGAAAUUAUGAUAAAUCCAAUUCUGUUAAAGGUCUAAAUCAUGUUCCAUAUACCAGGACAGAAAACUCAGCAGUGGCUCACAGUGUACAGACUUUAGAAACACGUGAUAGAAGGGCUUUGCCACGUAAAUCAAAAGCUCAGCCAAACCACUUCGUUCCAGAUUUCAAGUCCAAUGUACAGAUUUCAGAUGCAGAGACUACGAGGUGUGGCUCUAAAGGUUUCAGUAAACCUGUACGAGAGAUGAAAAUGCCAACAGCGAUUGCUCCAUUUAAUAGGCAGUUUGUGCACAAUGGGAAUGUUGUUCAAAAUGUUUCCCACAUAUUGCAACAGCUUAAAUGGGGCCCUUCUGCAGAGGCAUCUCUCAGAAAUCUCAACUGUUCAAUGGACGCAUAUCAAGCAAACCAAAUUUUGAAGCAACUUCAAGAUCAUACUGUUGCACUUGGUUUUUUUAAUUGGUUAAAACGACAAGCAGGAUUCAGGCAUGAUGGGCACACUUACACCACCAUGGUUGGCAUCCUUGGUCGUGCCAGGCAGUUCGGUGCCAUCAAUAAAUUGCUCAAUCAGAUGGUGAAUGAAGGAUGUCAACCAAAUGUUGUGACAUACAACCGUCUGAUUCAUAGUUAUGGUCGUGCAAACUAUUUGAAAGAUGCAAUGAAUGUGUUCAGUCAAAUGCAAGAAGCAGGGUGUGAGCCUGACCGUGUCACCUACUGUACACUAAUUGACAUCCAUGCAAAAUCUGGUUUUCUUGAUAUUGCCCUUGGACUGUAUGAUAGGAUGCAAAAGGCUGGUCUUUCGCCUGACACAUUUACUUACAGUGUUAUGAUCAACUGCCUCGGGAAAGCUGGCCAUUUAGCUGCCGCUCACCGGCUGUUCUGUGAGAUGGUGGAUCAUGGUUGUGUUCCCAAUCUGGUCACCUAUAAUAUCAUGAUAGCUUUGCAGGCGAAAGCACGGAAUUAUGAGACUGCGUUGAAGCUCUACCGUGACAUGCAGGGUGCUGGAUUUCAGCCAGAUAAAGUGACUUAUAGCAUAGUAAUGGAGGUGCUUGGUCACUGUGGGUAUCUUGAGGAGGCCGAAGCACUUUUUGGUGAAAUGAAACGGAAGAAUUGGGUACCUGAUGAACCUGUUUAUGGCCUUUUAGUUGAUUUGUGGGGCAAGGCUGGUAAUGUGCAAAAAGCGUGGGAUUGGUAUCAAGCAAUGCUCCAUGCUGGUUUGCGUCCUAAUGUGCCUACAUGCAAUUCUCUGCUUAGUGCGUUUCUUAGGGUUCACCGUUUGUCUGAUGCCUAUAACUUGUUGCAGAGCAUGGUGGGCUUAGGUCUGAACCCUUCUUUGCAGACAUAUACCUUGCUUCUCAGUUGUUGCACGGAAGCACAAUCACCAUAUGACAUGGAAUUUUGUUGUGAGCUCAUGGCAGUCACACGUCAUCCUGCUCAUACAUUCCUGCUGUCUAUGCCCUCAGCAGGGCCCGAUGGCCAAAACGUGAGAGAACACAUGAACAGCUUCUUGGAUUUGAUGCAUAGUGAGGAUAGAGAAAGCAAGAGGGGGCUUGUAGAUGCAGUAGUGGAUUUCCUUCAUAAAUCAGGGCUCAAGGAGGAGGCUGGUUCUGUCUGGGAGGUGGCUGCGCAGAAGAAUGUUUAUCCAGACGCUGUCAAAGAGAAGGGCUCAUGUUAUUGGCUUAUAAACCUACAUGUUAUGUCUGAUGGUACUGCUGUGACAGCACUAUCAAGGACACUUGCUUGGUUUCGCCAACAAAUGCUAAUAUCCGGGGUUUGUCCAAACCGGAUUGAUAUUGUGACAGGAUGGGGACGGCGGAGUAGGGUUACAGGAACUUCUAUGGUGAGGCAUGCAGUGCAGGAACUGCUGCACAUGUUUAGCUUCCCGUUUUUCACCGAGAAUGGGAAUUCUGGGUGCUUUGUAGGAUGUGGGGAGUCUCUUAAUAGAUGGUUGCUUGAAUCUUAUGUGGAGCGGAUGCAUUUAUUAUAGGCGGCAUGCUUCCUUUCUGUCAUCAGCACCGAUUUUUUAUUCUUCCUUAUUGGUAGGAAGAGGAAGAUUAGCAGGCUUAGUCGAUUAAUGUUAUCUAUUUAUGAGAGUAUGACUGUAUCCAAGUUGUUCUUAUGUGCAGCUUUAAGUUAAGUAAUAAAUUUCAGUUUUCACCAGUGAUGUAAACUCGGUGUUGAUUUUGUUCAUAUGUUCAAUCAUUCAGG